CGUCCCUUUGAUCGACAGGCAGCACCAUGGAGGGGUUGGCGGCGGCGGGCGGCGCGGCCGAGGCCGAGGCCGAGGAGCGGGAGCUGUCGCGGAUGAUGGCGGCGGAGCAGCAGAAGGCGCAGUUCCAGCUGAGGGUGCACGGCUUCACCGACGUGUGCUGGGAGAAGUGCGUGGACAAGCCGGGCUCCCGGCUCGACUCGCGGACCGAGAGCUGCCUGGUCAGCUGCGUGGAGCGCUUCGUGGACACCACGCUGGCCGUCACCGGCCGCUUCGCCCAGAUGGUGCAGAAGGGCGGACACUGACCGGCCGGCCGGACACCGACCCUCCGGCCACACACCGACCCUUCGACCACACACACCGACCAGCGGCCACACACCGGCCGGCCGGACACCGACCAGCGGCCACACACUGACCCUCCGGCCGGCCGGACACCGACCAGCGGCCACACACUGACCCUCCGGCCAGCCGGACACCGACCCUCCGGCAGGACACCGGCCGGCCGGACACCGACCCUCCGGCCGCACACUGACCAGCGGCCACACACCGACCUGUGUGCACCAUCCAGCGCCCUGUUGCAACCGAGUGGCCGGCUUGGAACUCGUGUUAACGCGGAUUGAAGGUUGUCCCCCCCCAAGGUCAUCUCACCGACUUCCCAGCCCGCCGUGUGUGUGCGCAACGCCUGCAGAUCGUGCAAGUCGCUGUGUACAUUGAAAUCCCAUUAAACUCCUUGUUUCCUGAA
Molecule: messenger RNA, 739 nt
Organism: Pristis pectinata (smalltooth sawfish)
Lineage: Eukaryota; Metazoa; Chordata; Chondrichthyes; Rhinopristiformes; Pristidae
Gene: timm8b
Product: translocase of inner mitochondrial membrane 8 homolog B (yeast)
Exons: 1
Coding region: 27-302 (91 amino acids)
Source: RefSeq, a predicted model, not a curated record